UGCAUCUUUGUAUUUAAGCAAUCAAUGCACGUACAAAAUGGAUGCCAGUUUUUACGUUAUUUUAUGUUGCCUUGUUCUUGUCGGAGAGGGUCUUCUGCUACCAAAUUCCUGUGGAACACUUACCGUUAUGAAACCAACGUUUAUGAAUAGAAACGUCACCUUGAAAUUUGUCGCUCAACAUCGAUGGAUUUCAAACAUUGUCUGGAAGUAUGCUUUGGAGUUUGGUGCCGGGUUACAAACGUUAUAUGGCUUGGAGGAACGAUCAACUUUUGACGAUGGGGUCUACUAUGAUACUAUGUCGUUCGUCGCUUAUAAACAUUGCAAUAAUUCGAAAUUUCAUGUUCAAUGCAGCCAUGAGAAUAUAACAUCAAACACUGUGAAGCUACACUUACAAGAAAUCAGUCCAAACUGUGGCAAUCUAGUGCUGUUAUCCCCUGAAGUAAAAUAUGGAAAACAUGUUGCAAUCGGUUAUUAUCCUCCUGAUACAUUGGUCAAAGAGAACGAUUUGUACCAUGAACGUACAUGGCUGAAUGGGCUUGAACAUCCCGUACAUCUUCGAAAUGACACUUACAAAGAGAGAAAAAUGUCUGAUUAUUUGUACACUCUAAACAUAUACAAUUUCACGGAGAGCAAAGCUGGGCGUUACGCUUUGAAGUGUGAUGAAUCAAUUGUAUCAAGCACAAACUGGUUACACAAACAUGCUACAGAUAAGCAGCUAAUUGGACCCAUACGGGAUGAAUGUGUUUACGGCAAUGCAAACACUACCAUUUAUUGCAACACAAGUCGUACGACAGGAAAAACUCAUGUGACCCUUUCCAUUGGGAGUGAAGCAAUUACAAUGACAGAAGACGAAAGUCAGCCCGGGUUAUAUGCGGUUGGACUCGACGUAAACACUUGGAGGGACCAUGACGGUGAUAUUGUAACUUGCAAUGUCUCUAACGAUAAUUAUAUACACGACCAGAAAAGUUCAGCAAAAUUAUUUUACAUGGAGAAAGGUUCGGAUCCUAUUUUGAACAUGCCAGAAUACAUCCACGAUGAAAAUACGACAGUCAGUUGCGAAGUGUCUAAUGCACGACCACCUGCGUCGAUUGAAAUAUUGGUAGACAAUCAAGCCAUCAUUGAAGCUGUUAAAAGUGAUAUAUUGGACGAAACGUCAAAACCAUUCGCUUGUAAAGCUUCGAUAUUGAAGAUAGACAAGAAUUGGAAUGGAAAGGAAAUAUGUUGUCGUAAAAAUUCUGUGUUUAACGGACUUUUAGAAGCCACCUGUAAAACAUUAAACAUAAAGUUGCUUACUCAACCCUUGACCUUUUCCCUCGAUGAAGUACAGAAUAGUACUCCGUAUUUUGAUUCCACGACAGGCGAAACCGAUCUAAAAGGUAGUUCAAUGAAUAAAAUACGUGCAAAUGGUCUAUGUAACGGGACGAAAUGCGGGUCAAGUACAAAUAUAGCGACAAAAGGUGGGAUAAAGAAAGAAAAACCAACAAAUUCUAGGGAAAAUGGAACUAAAUUCCGCCAAGAAUAUAUGUCUGCUGCAAGCGACAACAGUACACGGUCGUUCAAGUUUUCGUUGGAGCCAAUUUUGAUAGGAACAGUAGCAUUUGUUGUUCUCUGUAUUUUCGUUGCGUCAGCAAGAACACUGGCACCGUGGCUUAAAGGAAGAAGCAGAACCAGUGAUCCGGGCAAAGCAGAAGUAACAUCAGCGAUCGAAGCCACCCACUCUCAUGAUACAAAUGAAUAUGUGGAUAUGCCUGAGGGAUCAAUGCAUAUGAAUGCGGCUCACGAUUUCGAAGACAAUUAUGUCGAAUUGAAGAUACGGGAAGACUCAAUGAUGGCCCGGAAGCCAAUCACAGCUAUGAAGUCAAAGCAUGCGAAAAGCAGUCUGAUUUACGCGGAUCUGGACAUUAACCAUCUACAGAAAGCCUGUGUCGGUCCGAUACCUGAACCACGCCCAAAAAGACAAAAUGAAGCAACGGUGUAUCAAGAUAUAAACUUUUCUAACACAAGACCUGCGGUGCCUCACUAAAAAUAAUAAGAUACGUGUAGAAACGCGUAGAUUGUGUCAUGAAACAGGAUGACAACAUUGCUUAUGUGUAACUCGUGUAGAUUGUGUUAUGACUGUUGCAAAAUAGGAUGACUUUAUAGCUAAUAUGCAUAUGGCGUAGAUUGUGUUACGACUGUUGCAAAAUAGGAUGACUUUAUAGCUUAUAUGUAUAUGGCGUAGAUUGUGUUAUGACUGUUGCAAAACAGGAAAUCUUCAUGAUUUAGAUGUAAAUCAGGUAGAUUGUCUUAUGAAUUAAGCAAAUCAAGAUUGACAACAUUGAUUAUGUGUUAAUCGCGUAAAUUGU
Molecule: messenger RNA, 2345 nt
Organism: Mya arenaria
Lineage: Eukaryota; Metazoa; Mollusca; Bivalvia; Myida; Myidae
Exons: 11
Coding region: 38-2023 (661 amino acids)
Source: RefSeq, a predicted model, not a curated record